AUGACUUUGAGCUCUGAUAUGUCGGAUGCAUCCAUUCUUUCGGAAGAAACUGACAUCGAUGUGGUCGGCGAGGGAGAGGAUGGAGACACCCAGACGCGGUCCUAUGCAGAUGAGGUGGCUCGGAUGCAUGACGAUAUUCUCUUGGCUAGCGCAUCCCGCAAUCCUUUCAAGCCAGCGGGAAAAAACACCUUAGUCAAGCCCCCUUACUCCUACAUUGCCUUAAUUACGAUGGCCAUCCUGCAAAGUCCAAAAAAGAGACUCACGCUGUGUGAGAUCUGCGAUUUUAUCAGCAAUCGUUUCCCUUAUUACAGGGAGAAGUUCCCGGCUUGGCAGAACUCCAUCAGGCACAACUUAUCCCUGAACGACUGCUUCGUCAAGAUACCGAGGGAGCCUGGGAACCCGGGUAAGGGCAACUACUGGACCUUAGAUCCAGAUUCUUCGGACAUGUUCGACAACGGCAGUUUCUUGAGGAGAAGGAAACGCUUCAAAAGGCAACCAACCGCUGACCUUUUGAGGGAUCCCGGCAGUUUUAUCCCGGCUGCUGCAUAUGGCUAUUCACCCUACGGCUGCGGAUAUGGAGUACAGCUGCAACCUUACCACACACAUUCAGCGCUCUUCUCCUUCCAGCAGCAGCAGCAGCAGCAGUCCCGGCAUUCGCACAGGGGAACCAUUAUCCCGGCAUCUUCUUUAAUGUCUACAACCACGGAUGUGGCGAGGAACCGCUUUUACCCUCAGCUCAGCCCUAACCUGCCAUCCUCUGUACAGACUGUUACAAAAUCGGGCGCCCCAGUUCAACGGUCCCCCUUCUCCAUAGACAGCAUCAUAGGGGGGUCCUUGAACCCCACUAGUAACUGUGCCUCACAGACUUCUGUUUUUCCAGUACCCCCCUCUGUUACUGCCCAGUCGUUACUGCUGCAGAGUUUACACCAAGGAACCGCUUUACACAAUGCCGAGAACUUUCCGAACGGGAUAUGCAACACUAGUGGCUGUUAA
Molecule: messenger RNA, 993 nt
Organism: Megalops cyprinoides (Indo-Pacific tarpon)
Lineage: Eukaryota; Metazoa; Chordata; Actinopteri; Elopiformes; Megalopidae
Product: forkhead box protein D1-like
Exons: 1
Coding region: 1-993 (330 amino acids)
Biological process (GO): anatomical structure morphogenesis; regulation of transcription by RNA polymerase II; cell differentiation
Molecular function (GO): DNA-binding transcription factor activity, RNA polymerase II-specific; RNA polymerase II cis-regulatory region sequence-specific DNA binding
Source: RefSeq, a predicted model, not a curated record